UUAGUUGAUUCGGCUGUUGUGAUUUGUGAACACCACCCAAACAAACAAACCCAAAUAUACAAACCCUCCUCUUCUCUUACUCUGCAACUCUCUCUUGUACAAACGACCACUGUUAUUUCAAACCCUAGCUCUCUCUUCUGCAACUUCAACUCCUCCCUUUCUCACACUCUCCUUCCAUUCCUCUCUCUUCUUCUUUCCCAAUAUCGAUCCCCUCCGCUCUCUCUCCCUCGCUACUUGCUCAUUUUUUCGAUGGCUGACGGAAAGUUCGAUCUACCGGACGUUAUCCUUCCCUCUAAUUCCAAACCCUCCGAUCAGUCCUGGACUAACAGAGUUGAAACUUCUGGAGAAAAUGGCGAGGAAAAGGUGGUUACUGGGUUACUUGAUGAGUCAAAAGAUUUACUGGUUUCAGAAAGCAGCAUACCUUUGUCCCCCCAGUGGCUUUAUGCCAAACCAGCUGAAUCAAAGAUGGAAUUACGUCCUUCAAGCUCACUAGGAAACUCCACAGAAAGCAACCAGAAGGAUGGUUGGCGUUUGGAAGGGUUGGAGGACAAAAAGGACCGAAGGCGGGUUAACACUGAUGGUGAAAGUAGUCGCCGCUGGCGUGAAGAGGAAAGAGAAACUAGUUUACUUGGGAGAAGAGAUCGCAGGAAAGUGGAGCGCCGAGACAACACUUCAAUGAGGGAAACAACUGACAAUAGAGCAUUGCCUACUUCUGAGCGAUGGAAUGAUGGUCGUAACCCUGUACAUGAAACCAGACGCGACAGCAAAUGGUCAUCUAGGUGGGGUCCUGAAGACAAAGAUAAGGAACCUCGAAAUGAGAAGAGAACAGAUGUGGAGAAGGAAGAUACUCACUCUGAAAGCCAGACUACUGUAGGUAGCAAUCGGUCCACUACUGAACGUGACUCAGAUUCUCGUGAUAAAUGGAGGCCACGCCACAGAAUGGAAGUUCACCCCAGUGGUUCAGCUACAUAUCGUGCUGCACCUGGAUUUGGACUUGAAAGAGGAAAGGGAGAGGGGUCAAAUUUGGGAUUUGCCCGGGGACGAGGAAGGCCAAAUGGUAGUGGGACAUCAUCUAGUAUCGGUACCGAAAGUGUUCCUGGAAAACCAAGGUACUCAGCUGGUAGGUUUUGCUAUCCAAGGGGGAAACUUCUUGACCUUUAUCGUCAGAAUCGGCUUGAUCCAUCUUUCGUUUCAAUGACAAAUGAGAUGGAGGACUUACCUCCUAUAACUGAAGAAGGCUUGGUUGAACCAUUGGCUUUUGCUGCCCCUGAUGCUGCAGAGGAGGCCACCCUUAGCAGUAUAUGGAAGGGAAAGAUAACAAGUAGUGGUGUGGUGUACAAUUCAUAUAAAAAUGGGAGAUCAACUGAAAAUAUGACAGGUGUGGGAGACAUUGAAUCUGUAGAUGGAGCUGAAAACAUUUUGCCUUCAGCCCUUGUCGAGGAAGCUAAUAAUACCAUGCAAGAUGUUGCAAAUGGUGAUAGUACUUUGGUGGACGGAGGUAUUGGCACUGGAAGUGAUGUUGAUAUUGGUGGUGGAUACCAUGGCGCAUUUCAGCAUGAUGUCAAUAUAAAUAGACAAAAGUUAGAUUCUUCUUUCACCAGCCAUUCUUUUGUUGACAAAAUUGGUUCUGCUGAUUCCAACGUUAGUUCCAAGCUGUCUAACAAUCAAGGUUCUCAACAUAUUUUGCCUUUUACCGAGGACAAUCAUAAUGGGAACACCAUCAAUGUGGCGAACGGGUUGGACAAGGAUGUCUUACCUGAAGAUUUAUGCUUGUGUUACCUCGAUCCUCAAGGAAUGACCCAGGGACCAUAUCUGGGUGUUGACAUCAUCUCAUGGUUUGAGCAAGGUUUCUUUGGAACAGACUUGCCAGUUCGCCUGGCAGAUGCACCUGAAGGAACUCCUUUUCAAGAUUUGGGUGAGGUCAUGCCACAUUUGAAAGCAUGGGAUGGACAAGAAUAUACUUUUAAUAAAAACGUUGAGCUAGAAGAAUCUGGAGCUUUUGGAGUAACUUUGGGGAAAUUACCUUCUGCCCCUGCUUCUGGAAUCACUGAGUCAUCUAUUGGAAACGAAUCCAGCCCACCAUUGGCUGAUUUCAACAGCCUCCCAGAUGAGCUUGUUCAGUUGAGAAUAUCCGAGGCUGAAGAUCCAAAACUCCCACAUUUCAAGGGUCAAACCUUUCAUAGUUUUGAUGGGCGAGAUGAAGAAAUUUUGUUUCCAGGAAGACCAAUGAACACUGGCUAUCCUACUGCAAAAUCAUCUGUGAACCCUCAUGAUCCUUUGGAAAGUUCUGGCGUCCACAUCCCUCCCUUCCCUGAAUUCACAGAACCUGGCUUGCGUAAUCAAACUGAAACUAAGUUGCAUCCUUUGGGCUUGCUAUGGUCUGAGCUGGAAGGUGCUCAAACGAGCUAUGCACAGUCAUCUAGUGUGUCUUCUAGCAUGGGCAGGACUUCUUCUUUUGGUGGUAUGGCUGAUCCAGGUCUUGUUGCUGACUCUUGGUCUGAUGUUUAUGGGAAAAAUCAACCUUCUGAUACCAACCUGUAUCAAGAUAUGAUGACUGCUCACAAUUUGUCACGCAUGGAACAUGAACCCAGCAAUCUUGAUUUAGCCGACCAGCUGAUGUCACAACAGUUACAGCAACAAAAACUCCAACAGAGGAAUGUGUUACCUAAUUUUUCCCAGUUAAAUGACUCAGUUUUAGAGCAUUUGCAAAAUCAAAAUCUUAUUCACCCCCAGCAAUUGGCCAACCUUUCUGCAUCAGAACUAGAUCAUAUUAUGAAGACGCUUCAGCUGCAACAACAUCGGCAGCUUCAGCUCCAGCAGCAGCAGCAGCAGCAAUAUCAAAUGCAGCAACAACAAUUUCAUCAGAAGCAAAAGCUUUUGCAGGAACAACAAACUCAUGCGCGACAGUUGAUUCUCGAACAGUUUUUGCAUAAUCAAAUGCAUGAACCUGGUUUUGGACAGCCACAUCUUGAUCCUGUGAGAGCCAAUAAUGUUCUAGAUCAAGUAUUUUUAGAGCAGCACCUUUUAAAUCAACUGCAACAACAGUCUCAUCACACUCCUAGGCAUGUAGAUCCUACUCUAGAGCAGCUAUUUCAAGCCAAGUUUGGUCAGACCUCACAACAAGAACAUCAAAGAUAUUUAUUUGACGCACUUUCCCGUGCACAGCAUGAACAGCGGCAAUCUUUGGAGCAACAGAUGCUUCAGCAGGAGCUGCAAGCUAGGCAGAUGUCGAUGGGAUUGAGGCAGCGAACAAGUAUGGAAGAAGAGAGGCAUGUCAAUUCAGUUUGGCCAGCGGAUGAAUCCAAUCAGUUCUUCAGGGCCCAUGCUGGUAGUCACCGAGCUCACUCUUCUGGAUUUAGUCCUUUAGACAUUUAUCAGCGGCAACAAAGGGCAACUCAUGAAGAGCAGGUCAACCAUCUUGAGCGGAAUCUUUCUGUUCAGGAGCGACUUCAACAAGGGAUAUUUGAGCCUGGCUCACUGCCAUUUGAGCGGUCAAUGUCCUAUCCUCAGGGUGCUUCAGGGAUGAAUUUGGAUGUUGUAAAUGCCAUGGCUCAUGCUCAUGGUCUGGAUAUGCACGAGUCAAGUGCACGAAUGAAAUCUUCUAAUCAAGUGGGACCAUUUCCUUCCAGUGUUCAUGGUGUUGGUCCUCAACACCCUUUAGUUCCUAAUCAAUUUCAAGUUCCACAUAUGGAUGGAACUGAGAACCGAUGGUCUGAAAAGAAUGAGCAGCUAGAAAAUGACUUUGUCGAUUCUCGGUUUCAACAGUCUUAUAUCUCUGCAGAGCGACAUAAUAGGGAGUCUGAAGUUAAAAUGACUUCUGAGGAUUCUUCUUUAUGGAUGUCAAAUGAUGAGAAGUCAAAGAGAUUAUUGAUGGAUUUACUCAAUCAGAAAUCAGGCAAUUAUAUUACUGAAGAUGCGGGUAAAGAAACAUCCUUUGAGAGAAAGGUUUUAGGCAACCAAUAUGCCAGGUCAAGCUCAUCAGAACUAUCUUUCACUUCGCCUCCUGAUCGAGAAGCUAAAUUAAAUAGUUCAUUUGGGGUGGGAAUAUAUGGUUCAAGUCGAAGUGAACCAGCACAAGAAGAGAGCACUGAUUCUGGAGUAUCCUCUCUGCACAAACAGCAACUUGAGUUGCGAGGAUUGAAAAGUGAGGGUAUGAUGAAAGGUCGGGAAUUUGAGCCCCCACAAAGGAUGGUGGAGCAAGCAGGCUUGGAAGCUCUAGAUCACGAGAGGUCAAUGAAUGCCACGAGUAGGCAUUCCUCCCUUGGGGUUACAGUUGGAAGUGCCGGCACUUAUGAUAACAAGUUUGGACCUUCUAAUGCAUUUUUGGACGAUGCUGCAAAAGAUAGGGCAUUCUCAAUUAAAGGGCAAGAAAGUAUUCUGCUGAGACGUCCUCCUGUGCUGCGGACACCCUCAUCUCAGAAUGGUUUGUCUGAGCUACCAUCUGAUCCAGUUUCUAGGGGAAAAUCUUCUUCUAGUGGCAUGCCUGAUGGGGUUUCCCAAGAUUCAUUGAGCAAUCCAACAAACCAAGCUCCAGAUUUACCAGCCUCUUCCAAGAGGGACAUGCGCUUCCGCCGAUCUUCAUCCGGCAGUGAGGCAGAUGUAUCAGAAGCAUCCUUCAUGGACAUGCUAAAGAGUACAGCGAAGAAGGCUGCUCCGUCAGAUGCCCAUUCUACAUCUGAAUCAUCCGAUGUAACACAAGGGCGAAGUGGGAAAAGGAAGGCAAAGAAAGGAAGGCAAAUAGACCCCGCUCUCCUCGGCUUCAAAGUCACCAGCAAUCGCAUCAUGAUGGGUGAAAUACAACGAGCAGAUGACUAGUAGUUUAGAACCAACAACCAUUUUUUUGUUUUGUUUUGUUUUUCCUUUGUAUUAUUAUCCUUUUUUAUAUAUAGGUUUAUAGGUUUUCAGUGUAAAGCAUUUUUUUUGUCAUGGAAAUUCUUUAUUUUUUUUCUUUCCCCUUUGCCAUCUUAGUGAAUGGUAAGAAUAGGAGGGGUUGUAUUGGCAAAAUUACCUGUCUAUAAUGAUAGUCAAUAGAGUUAGUUGUACACAA
Messenger RNA from Cannabis sativa, 5047 nucleotides. RefSeq lists its product as uncharacterized. NCBI's taxonomy places the organism in Eukaryota, Viridiplantae, Streptophyta, Magnoliopsida, Rosales, Cannabaceae. The record is from RefSeq and is a predicted model, not a curated record. The transcript is spliced from 11 exons. Gene Ontology annotation, molecular function: protein binding. Bases 250 to 4815 code for a protein of 1521 amino acids.